Messenger RNA from Brugia pahangi, 282 nucleotides. The record is from the annotation of a GenBank genome assembly. NCBI's taxonomy places the organism in Eukaryota, Metazoa, Nematoda, Chromadorea, Rhabditida, Onchocercidae.
AUGAAGAAGGAAAAGGAGGCAAGCCCGAUAAUGGCUUUCAAUGUCCCGGAUGAAUCGCUGAAACAGACCAUCACCACUUUCCCAAACAGCAGCACUAGAGUUGUCUCACUGUUCUGUGUACGUACUGUUAUUGGCUCUGCGCGUGUUUCUAAUCUGUGUGGUGUGAGUUGCAGCAUUUCUACUCUCAGUCAACUCGAACGAAUCCUCACAAUUUCCAGUAUGGUAGCUUUAGCUCAAUAUUCUAUCAUUCAUUUACUCCCUGUUUACCUUCACUCAUCUUGA